This is a messenger RNA of Knipowitschia caucasica, 327 nucleotides long. NCBI's taxonomy places the organism in Eukaryota, Metazoa, Chordata, Actinopteri, Gobiiformes, Gobiidae. The record is from the annotation of a GenBank genome assembly.
AUGAGUCACUGCUGUUUGGGUCAGCUUCAGGUUCCCAUAGCUCUGAAGAGCCUGUAUCCGACGAGGAACUUUCUCUGGACCGACGUGGACCACUGGAACUGCGCGCGGCGGCUCUGGAGCGACAUGCGCGGCAAGGACUCCCGCCAGAUGCUUAGCAGUGAUCUGCCUCGGCCAACUGAAGGCCGAGGCAGAUCACCUCCACCUUCAUCAUGGCCAUCACCCACCGACCUUCUGAUGGUACCACCAGCACCAAACGCCUCCUCCAUCGUUAGCUGCCGCUUUCUGCUCAUGUUCGCUCUCCCGAUUACUCUCGUGUGCUCACUCUAA